Molecule: messenger RNA, 548 nt
Organism: Chiloscyllium plagiosum (whitespotted bambooshark)
Lineage: Eukaryota; Metazoa; Chordata; Chondrichthyes; Orectolobiformes; Hemiscylliidae
Source: RefSeq, a predicted model, not a curated record
UAAUUUAAAUUGGACAAAAGACAAGACAUUCCUGAUUAUAAUGCUCCUGAGUUGUUCACCUAUAUCGGCUGCAAUGGAUAAAGUCGCUGACGUUGGAGGGACGGUGAUACUCCCGUGUCAGGUGGAGAAUGUCAAUAUGUCUCAGGCCACUGUAUCCUGGCAAAAGCAGGUGGGAAGCAAAGUCGUGGUAUAUUGGAGGAAUGGGAAUGUGGAGCCCGAACAUCAAAAUGAGGAAUACCGGAACAGGAGCCACAUGUCGUACAGUGAAUUCCCGAAGGGAAACCUGUCGCUGAUAAUCUGGGAUCUGCGUCUGAACGAUAGUGGAGAGUAUGAUUGUUUCGUCAUAACAGACCAGCCAGCAACUCCUGAUAUAUGCAGGAUCACUCUGCAAGUGAACAACCCUACAACAGUGGACCCGAUAACGGUGGAUUCUAAUGGGGCCAUCCUGCAGAAUCAAACAGGUAAGAUGUGACCGAAAUGUCACUCCAGGACCCAACAGUGACCCUGAAAUGGAACCCAAUCAGUUACACAUACCCCCAGCACAAGCA